Messenger RNA from Lingula anatina, 775 nucleotides. Its product is annotated as protein ARV1-like. Gene Ontology annotation, biological process: sphingolipid metabolic process; regulation of plasma membrane sterol distribution; sterol metabolic process. NCBI's taxonomy places the organism in Eukaryota, Metazoa, Brachiopoda, Lingulata, Lingulida, Lingulidae. The record is from RefSeq and is a predicted model, not a curated record. Gene Ontology annotation, cellular component: Golgi apparatus; cortical endoplasmic reticulum.
ACAUGAAAUAAUUAGAGGCUUAUCACAAUUUGUCACACACUGAAAUAAAAGGAGACACCCGGGAACCUACAAGAUGUCAGCGCCCGUGGAGAGAGCAGGGCUUUCAGGCCCGAGAAUGCAACGCUUUGUCUGUGUGGAAUGUGGAAUGCCAGCUGUGGAGCUUUAUAGAGAUUUUAAAAGAGGGGUAAUGAAAAUAUCUCACUGUGAUCAUUGUACCAAAGUGGUGGACAAAUAUGUUGAAUAUGACUCAACCAUAGUUUUCCUAGAUAUGUUGCUCCUUAAAACUCAAGCCUAUAGACAUGUUCUUCUAAAUGCAGAUUCCAAGAAUCAUUGGAAAUUUGCUGUUUUGUUCCUCUUAACUGAUGCAUAUACAAAAUGGACUUUCCUGCGUAUUCAUGGUGUUUCUAUGCAAGACAAGCAUAGCGAUACAGUACUGUAUGCUGCAUUAGAGUUGAACUUUCAUAAAGCUCUAAUUAUGUCAUGUUUUGAAGCACUAAUCUUCUACAUGACGGUCUAUAUAUGCUUGAAAAUCCUUAUUAGUUCUCUGUGGAGAGAUAGGAGAACAUGCAUACCACGGUUAAACCUGAUAUUGGGAGGGAUUUUAUUGUCCAAUUUUGGGAAACUGCUGGUAAUUCCUGCAACAAUUUGGGGUCAAGCUGAUAAUCCAACAUAUAUCCUUGUGAUUAGGAUAUUUCUCAUUGCUUCCAAUGUGCAAGCUUGUAAAGGUAAGAACCAAAGGCGAACAUAUAUUGGUCUGCUGGCUUAUUUCUCAUAA